This is a messenger RNA of Physella acuta, 1609 nucleotides long. RefSeq lists its product as uncharacterized. The record is from RefSeq and is a predicted model, not a curated record. Lineage: Eukaryota; Metazoa; Mollusca; Gastropoda; Physidae.
ACGAGAAAUAAGUUUGAGAAUUUGAAAAGAAGUUUGUGACAGUGAAGGCGGUCCCGUGCUGUAGGGGGAUGGUAGGCUGGUACACACUACACACAGGAGGAACCUGUGGCUUGUCUGUUUUGCCUCGAGUUUUCUAAAGCAUGUCGGAGUUUCACAAUGACGUGCUUGAAGGAAUCUACAGCCCCGUGAAUUGAUUUUAUUUCUGGAAGUUUGUGAAGACAAUCUUUUGACCAUGUGGACGUUAAGUUUGUGUUUGUUGGUGCAAAGUUUCAUCAGUUGUGUUUCUUUUGACGGGAGUCACAUGACCACAGGAUUAGCUGCUUCAGAUGGCGUUUGUUUAUUUGUGGCAGGCCGAGAUGGUGACACAAGGCACAUGUCUCACCCUGGCGGUGGUGACACAAGACAGAUGUCUCACCCUGGGGGUGGUGACACAAGGCAGAUGUCUCACCCUGGUGGUGGUGACACAAGACAGAUGUCUCACCCUGGGGGUGGUGACACAAGGCACAUGUCUCACCCUGGCGGUGGUGACACAAGGAAGAUGUCACACCCUGAAGGUUUGAACUCAACCCACUGGCCGUUGGGUCGUGGUGAGUUUGGCAGCACUGAUCAUGACGUCAUAGGUUUCACCGUCUUUGAGAAGGAUGUGAUCAUCCCAAGCUCUGACGUCAUGAUAAAUGUGGAUAUCCUACACGAUCUGCCAGUAUUUUUGGAGCUUCACGAAAGUGGCGACCCAGAGACGUUCACCGUGCGAGUAGAAGCGGGUAUCAAGGGAAGUGACCGCGCCGAACAUGGGUUGAUGUUUGAUUUCAUUGUUACGUCCCUUGGAUUGGUAACUACUGUAAAAGUCCAUUUGAGAUACUCCAAUGAUGGAUAUCAUCCCUUAAAGUUGGAUACCUCAUGGAUACAGGAUACAUGGAUUACAUGGAUACUUUUACUUGGGAUCUGGAUAAUUGGAUAUAUGGGUUACAAGAAGUUCUGGAAACACGACAACCGCAGUACUUACAAAGGCCUGACGUCACAACUCCCCACACCACAGGAUCGGAUCCUCCACACGCCGGAAGUUGGAGGUCAAGUUUUAAAGUGUAUGGACGUCUGCCCAACAGGAAGUGGCCAGGACAGAGCGAAACAAAACGGGAAUGGCACUUGUCAAAGGGAAGAAACUCGUGAAAGGAAGGGAGACAAUACAAAGAAUGCUAAGCAAGGAUUAAUAUCGCCACAAACAAGGAGAGAAGUCGAGAAUUUAAAUUCGGCCGAACGGGACACUAUGACCAAGGUUCCUGGCCAAGUGACCUUUGACCCAGAUGACCUGACGAAUGAAAGGUCAGACCAAACGAGCCAGCGUGUGACCCUGACCCCGGGGCGCCAGUGGAAGGGGCGCCGGUGCCUGAGGGUGGUGCCGCUCCUGGCCUUCAGCUCCCUGCUACUGGUCUCUGUGGCCUUGGGCUUGUCCAGGCUCAAGGUCAAGCCCACCGUCCACGUGACCUUUCCCUCCAGCAAUAUCAUCAGACAAGUUCGAAUGUUCAGCCAGUUCCCAGACUUGUCGGAACUUUCAAAAAACCAUUCCAGUCUCUCGUUGGUCUCUAGGCUACAGCUACUGGGUAAACCUUGA